Molecule: messenger RNA, 2997 nt
Organism: Gigantopelta aegis
Lineage: Eukaryota; Metazoa; Mollusca; Gastropoda; Neomphalida; Peltospiridae
Product: CUB and sushi domain-containing protein 3-like
Exons: 8
Coding region: 263-1258 (331 amino acids)
Source: RefSeq, a predicted model, not a curated record
AGAUUGUGGAGCCCCCGUCGCAGUUCUCAACACGGUGGUAAACUUUACAUCAACCAUAUUCGAAUCUGUGGCCGAGUACGCAUGCGUAACAGGAUAUCAUUACGUGAAUAAAACGGUGAAAUCUACGUGUGAAGCCAACGGAAACUGGACAAAGCCUUUAAUAAACUGUACAACAACUGACUGUGGUAUUCCUACGCUUGGUGAAAGGGUAUUGGUUGUUUCUUCUACCACCGGUACAACAAUAUUUGGUUCUGUCCUGAGUAUGGAAUGCGACCUAGGCUAUAACAAUUCAGGUGGAUCACCGUCCUUUUUGACAUGCACUAGCGACGGAACCUGGUCUGGUGACACUAUGACAUGUGAAGCGGUUGAUUGUGGGACACCGAAUACAGUGUUUGGUGCCGAGAUGGAAUACCACAAUACUACGUACCAGUCUAUUGCCAAUUAUUCCUGUUCGACUGGUUUCGACUAUAUUGAUGGAUUUGACACUUCAACGUGUGAGGCCAGCGGACAGUGGUCUGAUCCAACGUUAACCUGCAUAGCGGUUGAUUGUGGGACACCGAAUGCAGUGUUUGGUGCCGAGAUGGAAUACCACAAUACUACGUACCAGUCUAUUGCCAAUUAUUCCUGUUCGACUGGUUUCGACUAUAUUGAUGGAUUCGACACUUCAACGUGUGAGGCCAGCGGACAGUGGUCUGAUCCAACGUUAACCUGCAUAGUGGUUGAUUGUGGAACGCCGCUUAUAUUUUCUGAAACAGAGGUCGAAUUCAACACUACCACGUAUCAGUCUGUUGCCAGUUAUUCCUGUUCAGAUGGUUAUGACUAUGUGAGUGGAUUCAACACUUCAACAUGCCAGGACAACGGCCUCUGGUCUGAUCCAAUGUUGAACUGCACAGUGGUUGAUUGUGGAACGCCGCUUAUAUUUUCUGAAACAGAGGUCGAAUUCAACACUACCACGUAUCAGUCUGUUGCCAGUUAUUCCUGUUCAGAUGGUUAUGACUAUGUGAGUGGAUUCAACACUUCAACAUGCCAGGACAACGGCCUCUGGUCUGAUCCAAUGUUGAACUGCACAGUGGUUGAUUGUGGAACGCCGCUUAUAUUUUCUGAAACAGAGGUCGAAUUCAACACUACCACGUAUCAGUCUGUUGCCAGUUAUUCCUGUUCAGAUGGUUAUGACUAUGUGAGUGGAUUCAACACUUCAACAUGCCAGGACAACGGCCUCUGGUCUGAUCCUAUGUUGAACUGCACAGAUUCACAUUGACGAAAACUAUGUCGACCAGACCUUCAGUGAUGAAGCCGUUUUAUUGAGAGGUGUCCACAUGAAGUCUUAUCAGAUUGUAUCACACAAACUGUAAUUCAACAACUAGAAACCCCGUCCUCUGUUUUUACUGUUGAAGUAUACUCCAUCCUAUACGAGUUAGAAUUAAUCAAUGACAGUUUCGCGCAUUUGCAUAUUGAUACAAAGCUUCAUUUUAUGUAACUUUAUUUAAAUUAGCUUAACUUUAUUGUGACUGUUAUUGUUUUAAGUGCACGUUUUACGAAAUUAAAAUUACAACUGAAACAUAAUCGGGACCGAGACUGAGAUUCAUAUAUAUAUAUAUAUAUAUCCUCACAGUAUGGGUUUUGACGCAGAUAAGCAACAUCUUGCGUAGUGUAAAAAUAACGAUGUUUUUUUUGUUAUUAUUUACAGAGACAUAACCUAAUGUGUAUAUAUCAUUAAAAUAUAAACAUUAAAUUCAAUAUAUAGUGAGAUUUUUAGUUUACGUUUUAGCUUACAUGUGCAUACUGUAAUAUUCUAACCUUUUUGAUGCGGUAUGUAUUUUGACGCGGAACAUCCAGAUAACUUGUGAAUGACCAAUAUUCAAGAAGAACAACUCCAAACAACUGGAAACGAUGUGUGGUGGUCCAUAAAUUCCAUAUUAAUAAUACACGUCAAAAAUAACACAAUUAAAAUACAUUUUAACCAGAUUGUCACCUGUAGGCUAAACCAUAUAGCCCAGUGCAAACAUAGUCACUAUUUGUACAUUGAUAGGGUGGGAGUACAUUUGACAGCCAUUCUAGAUUUUUUUGUUUGUUUAUUAUUCAAAACAAUGUCCACUUUACAUUUCAUGUGAAAUAGAUAAUAUUUUAAGAUGUAAUAUGCACUUGAACGUCGUUUAAUCCUGAUCCAAUAUAUUCGUGUGCGUUGCAUAUAAAAUAAGUACAGGAGACUCAUUCGGACGCCCAUAGAAAUAUAUUGACGUAGAGAUGAUCUAAUUGCCUUGUGUUUAUUUCAAUAGUAGCAGACAACAAUGUUUCGUGCAGCAGGUGAGUAAAAUUCAUUGAGAAAAUUUGGAGAUAGAGAGAUGUUUAUGUAUGUUAAAAAAGUGGCUUACGGAAAAUAGUACUUUUAAUUACAUGGCAUUUUUAAUUGUUUAUACUGACCGCAAAGUGGCAAAUUGAAAACAUUGCAUUAAUCAUAUCAAUAAAAAAUACUUCCGUCAACAUAAAGUUCUGCAUUUGAGGUCAUAGCUUUUCUUUUGCUAUUUAAAGAUAGCGCGCCAAAAUACAUACCGCGUCAUAAUACAUACCGAGGCGAUCUAUAUAUAUACAUAUAUAUCCAUACAUACAUACAUACAUACAUACAUACAUACAUCAGGCAUGCGAUUUAGUAUUCUUAAAAAAAGCUGAAAAUGUUCUGUCAUACAAAAGCGCAGCGAUUUCUUUGGUCAUUAGUCUUAUAUUGCGCUACACUGUCUAUAGGUAAGCGAACAGCAAUUAAGAAAGUGGAAGUGCAAUAAUUUUAAAAAAACUGAAAAUAAAGGGAAAUGGGGGGGGGGGGGGUAUGAAACUAUUUUCACGGAUUAAUUUUACGAUAAAAGAUUUUUUUUUUAAAGUGGAAUUCCGCUAAAAAGCGGAAGAGUUACAUGGCCUCAUACCACAAUUAAUUUCGCUAUAUGUUUCUAUAUAGCCUUAGUGGCUAUAACAUUUUUAUUAAUAUCAGCAGUCCCGUGAAGUUUU